This is a messenger RNA of Physcomitrium patens, 3455 nucleotides long. Its product is annotated as scarecrow-like protein 14. The record is from RefSeq and is a predicted model, not a curated record. Lineage: Eukaryota; Viridiplantae; Streptophyta; Bryopsida; Funariales; Funariaceae.
GACGGCGUGUGUUUCUUCGGCGUCCCUUAGAUCUCUCUCCCCACCUUCUUCGUGAAAGUGUGUGCGCCGUGAUGGAUGUUGUAUGCGCUGAACCAUCCUGGCAGGUGCUACUCUGGCGUGCAAGUGGAGGUGCGAGUGAUGAGCAGCUCGGUUGAUUUUUCGUUGUCGGGGUCGCGAUUCGGCUAGUCCUUGCCUUGGGCCGCACUCUCAUCUCUUUCUGGAUUCUUCCUCUGUGCUUCACCGCCGCCGAUGUGCGGCUCUUAGGGUAAUCUUCUGUUUGGGGGGGAUGUAGUCGAUCGAUCAGCUCGUUUUGUUUGUGCGCUUCUGUGAAAGUUGCGGUUUCGAGCACUUGUCACUGUUCUGGCUACGGUACCGCCAUCGAUCUCAGGCCCUGGCACAUUCCAUGCAAUGCAUGCUGCGGAUAUGGCAGAUUUGCUAGGUUUACGAGCUACAGGAACUGUAGCCGGUUUCUUUUGUUGCCAGAGACGCGGAUUCGCUGUUAGACAUGAAGCGACGAGGUCCUUUCCUUUGAAUGUGCCUGCGUACUCUGAAUAGUACUCACGUUCAUAUCUUGGUUUUCCUGCUCCUACUUAGAAUGAGGUCGCGGAAAGGGACGAUGAGAUGCCGAGUAUUUUGCACUCAAUUCGGCUUUUGUGAAACGAGUAUUCUGUCAAAUGCCAGAUUAGUUUACUACAUCUCACUUUAGACCCGAAUUUUGUUGAGGGAUUUUCCGUAGAUAUGAUUGCUUACUCAUUCUUGGGGCAACGUUGGAGAUUUUCUUUGCGUAACUUUAUUGUAGAAUGGAAAAGGUGUAACAGGAAUCCGUGUGAGUGGUUCGUAUAAUGCUCAAUGAGAGUUCCUGACACUCCGUUCUUAGUGUAGGGUACAGUGUGAAACUUGAGUUGGUGGCGAAUGCGUUGUGCUUCUUUUCAAAUUCAGUUUUGCCUCUAUGUAUACACGUUUGACAGAAUUUGAACGUAACCAAGCGACGUUUCAAGGCAGAAGUGAUCGCUGCGAUUGAUUCAGAUAAUAUGCUAGGAAGCAGGAAACUAGAGGGACCUUCUCAAGAAAAUAGUGCUCAUAUCUCUCCGCUAGAGAGUUUAUUGCAUCGAGCAUGGCUUCGGACUCACAAACCAAAACUACGAAAAAGUAUUACUUCUGCUCCCCCCACAGAUGUGUCAGUAGGAAAGCGAGAGUCUUCGCAGGCUUCUUUGCCAGUACUUUCAGAACUUGUUUCUGGUCAAGUAAGUAAUGAGGAUGGGCAAGAUCAACUCUAUUUUCACAAGUCGAGAUUGGAUGCAUCAGCGUCGUUCAUAUCAAGGUUCGUACUCCCAGAGCUAAAAUGUUAUUCCCAGAAGACAUACAUCCCAAAAUCAGUGUCCACGGAGCAAUGGAUCUACCGGUUGCCAGGCGUUAGAUACGGUUUAUCGCAGGGAUUGAAGUCACUUUCAGGUUCCUCUACCGGCCUUAGCCGUAACCGUUCAAGCACUGUCAGCCAGGUAUCUGGCGUCACACAAUCUGAAGUAAGUGGUAGCGAUUCGGUCGACUCUGAGGAACACACACAGCCUUUAGCUAGCUAUCUCGAAGGCAUCCUUACGGAAGAAAAUCUGGAAGAAGAAAAUACCAUGUUGUGCAAGACUAGUGCUUACCAGGGUAUAGCGAAAGAGAUUUCUGAUCUUAUUGGCCUGGAAGUCCCAACUGAUCCUGACGGAUCCGAUGUGAAUUCUGAUCGUCAUUGGGCGGACGUUGAAUCCCAUUACACCGAAGAAGAACUACGCAUAGUAGAAAAGAGUAGCGCUUAUGAAGCCAUGACAAAAGAGAUUGCGGAACUCAUUUCUCCACCGCACUCUGAUGUGCAUGAUGCUUUAUCAGCCGAAUCGUCAAAUGAGGUGUAUGUCUCCAAAUCUGACUUUAAGCCAACCAUGGAACUUGCGGCUCGGAAAAUGAUAGAGGCGUACACUUGCAUGCUAAGCAAGCACAUGGCGGACAUGUCGAUCAAUACUGACAACGAGGAUUCCAAGAAUCGAGUCGCUAACACUGAUGGCCUCAAUUCAAGUCUUUUAAUCUACUUCGAUGAGGAUUGGAGAAUAUACCUACAUAAUCUCAACCAAAACUUCACGCCAUCCUCCAAUUUCGACUUCAACAUGCUUCUUUGUGGAGCAAGUUUAGGGUCAAAGACGUUAGAGGAUAAUGCUGUUGCCACCACCUCAGGUGGUAGUUUGACGGAAUUACUCUACAAGUGUGCACUCGCAGUGAGUCAGGGCGAUGCAAGAAAUGCCACGGACUUGUUAGCUGAACUGCGGCUGAAAUCAAGUAACCAGGGGAAUCCCACACAGCGCAUGGCUCAUUAUUGCAUGGAAGCUCUGGUUGCAAGAAUGUCAAAGACUGGUGAACAGCUUUACAAUGUCAUCAUGAAUAGCGGCCCCUCCGAUGCAAGACUGUUCAAAGCUAUUCGACUGUACCUCGAGAAUUGUCCUUACAUCAAACUUGCUCAUUUUUUCGCCAUCAAAGCCCUUCUAGAUGCCUGUGAAGGUGCCACUCGUAUUCAUCUUGUAUGCUACGGAAUUUGCUAUGGUGUCGAAUACCCGAGUUUCAUUCAACAACUGUCACUAAGGGGUGGGAAAUUACCUCAUCUUCGUAUGACAGUUAUUGAUUCAGCAAGUCCUGGAGAUGAUCCCGCAUCAAAAUUACAUGAGACUGGGCGUCGGCUGACGGCGUUUGCGAAGGAUGUCAAUUUACCGUUUGAGUUUGUCGGACUGGCUGGAAACUGGGAAUCAUUUACAGCAAGAGACAUGAACUUAAGGGACGAUGAUGUGCUUCUAGUGUACAGCGUUGGCUUGCACCGUCUUCUUGAUGCGUCGGUUGUGGCCUCAAGCCCUCGUGAGGUUGUGUUGAGGAGGAUCCGAAGCAUCAAUCCUAAGGUAUUUGUUAUGGUGACGCUAAACGGAGGGUACAAUGCUCCUUUUUUCAUGACCCGCGUCCGAGAGUGUGUCAAGUUUUUCUCUGCAAUGUAUGAAGGGAUGGAGAUGUGUAUGCCUCGCGAUGAUCCAGACAGAAUCAUUAUUGAACGAGAAAUUUUUGGUUUAGAGAUAAUGAACAUCGUUGCAUGCGAAGGACGAACGAGAGUGGAACGUGCUGAGCCUUACCGGCAAUGGCACAACCGACUGCAACGGAUAGGCUUCACUCAACUGCCACUCAAUCCGAUAGUUUACUCCAAGAUUACUAGCAUGAUGAGUGCUUAUCACAAAGACUACGGAGUAGGUGAAGAUAAUGGCUGGUUUCUGAUGGGAAUAAGGAAUCAGAUCAUCAAAUGUUGUUCAGCUUGGGAAGCUAAAACAUCUGUAAGUUUGCGCCCUAUUUUAUAACCGGCACAUUGGCUUCUGUUACGUACGGUUGUCAACAGAGAAUGAGUUGCAGAUUCUGUUAAUCUUCAGCUCUAACCUCAAAUUUUGAUC